Fusarium verticillioides 7600 is the source of this 1416-nucleotide messenger RNA. RefSeq lists its product as hypothetical. The transcript has 3 exons. Lineage: Eukaryota; Fungi; Ascomycota; Sordariomycetes; Hypocreales; Nectriaceae. The record is from RefSeq and is a predicted model, not a curated record. Bases 96 to 1355 code for a protein of 419 amino acids.
CUUCAGCUCUCCAAUUCCAGGCCCAAUACGACUGUACUUUACCUACUGGAAUCCCUAAUUGAGCGUGCCAGCUGAGGUGUAACAGGCCUGCCAAAAUGUCGUCCUUUCCGUUCACCAUUCAAGAGCAUACCAUUGAAGCUUCACAUAUUCGAGAAUACGCCCGCGCUACAGCUCAUUCUCAAGAUGAGAAGCUAUACCUUUCCGUAAAGCAGUACACACCAAAAGAUAACCAGAACCCUCAAAAAGGUGACGUGACUAUCAUCGGAGGACACGCCAACGGCUUCCCCAAGGAACUAUAUGAGCCCCUUUGGGAGGAGUUCUAUCAUGAAUCAAAACGCCGAGGUAUCCGGAUUCGCAGCAUCUGGAUAGCAGAUACAGCAUGGCAAGGCAAAAGCGGUCUCAUAAACCAAGACGCACUUGGCAAUGAUCCAAGCUGGCUCGACUAUGCUCGUGAUAUACUCCACAUGAUAAACACAUUCCGUCCUCCCCCACCGAUAAUGGCAAUGGGUCAUUCCUUUGGCGGAAACGCGCUCACAAACGUUGCCCUUCUUCAUCCUCGCGUCUUCACAUCACUUGUUCUGCUUGACCCAGUCAUCUCCCACUUCGCCUCCACGCCUGGCGCUAGAAGUGCUGGUCCCGCAGCAGCGAGUAUGUACCGUCGUGAAGUAUGGCCAUCGCGCGACGAAGCGGUGGCAUCUUUUAGCCGCAGCCCUUUCUACAAGUCCUGGGAUCCUCGUGUGCUUCAGCGUUGGAUCGACUUUGGUAUCAGGGACGUCCCUGGCGAACAGAGUGUAACUUUGACCACGACAAAACAUCAGGAGAUCUUCACUUUUCUGCGCCCAAGUUGGCCGGCCUACGAUGCUGAGGGCAAGGAUGUGAUUCGCCCUGAACAUACCCCGGAUCUCGAUGCCAGCCUCAAUCGUCGCUGGUCAACAUAUCCCGUCUACCGUCCCGAGGGACCCAAUACCGUUGAACGACUUCCCAACGUACGACCUAGCGUCCUCUACGUCUUCGGUGGCAAGAGUGACGUUUCCCCACCAGAGCUUAUAGACGAGAAGAUGGCGCUCACAGGAACCGGUGUUGGUGGCAGCGGUGGCGCGGCUAAGGGUCGUGUCAAGAAGGUUGUCGGAGAGAAGAAUGGCCAUUUGGUUCCCAUGGAAGAUCCGCGCUUGUGUGCAAGUGCCGCAGCCGACUGGAUCACGGCUGAGCUCGAGAGAUGGUGGGCAGAUGAGCGUCAAUUUGAAGAGUGGGCGAAGAAGUCUAAAGAAGAGAAGACGACCGUUUCGGAGGAAUUUCAAAAGCAUAUAGGCCAGCCUGCUCGGCGGGCUAAACCUAGCCCAAAGGCAAAGAUAUAAAGAUAAAGCGAUGUUUCUUUGACAACAUAUACAGAUAAUGUGCAAAGCUUACAAAAGACAA